This is a messenger RNA of Lethenteron reissneri (Far Eastern brook lamprey), 3438 nucleotides long. RefSeq names its product rac GTPase-activating protein 1-like. Lineage: Eukaryota; Metazoa; Chordata; Hyperoartia; Petromyzontiformes; Petromyzontidae. Gene Ontology annotation, molecular function: GTPase activator activity. Gene Ontology annotation, cellular component: midbody; centralspindlin complex; nucleus. Gene Ontology annotation, biological process: mitotic cytokinesis; Rho protein signal transduction; mitotic spindle midzone assembly. The record is from RefSeq and is a predicted model, not a curated record.
UCAGUGGCCCGGGUAAUCGAACGAGAUGAUUGGCUGAGCGAACCAAGUUGCAGUGGGCUAACCACUGAGUCACCGCUCACGCGGUGAGAGCUUUUAAUUCAAAUCAAAUUCGUCCGUAGCAAAGUUUUUUUUUUGGGUUGACGCGUUCUAAAGUUGGGCAUGUUGUAAAGCAAGCAAGCCGUGUUCCCCGAGUAUGUUGCAUUUUCACAGGUUAGUGUGAAGUGCCCAUUAAAUAUGCAACGCGUUUCCAUGCCGUCUGUUGAAGGCGCUCGGGUUUGAAUUAUAUCGAGGGCGGACGAGGAGGGAGCCCCACGUGGAGCGGCGAGUGAGAAGCCGGGGUGAGUGCACAGCUACCACCACCACCCCAACGCCUUUGCUCAAUCCACCACUGGAUACAAGACGUUUUCCCGAAGAACAACAUCGUUCACCUCUGCUGCGAUCUGCUGCUGCAACCCUGCGGAGAUGGCGAAUAGGAUGACGGUGUCGUCUCUGCUCAGCCUCUUCGACCAGAUCGUCAGUCAAAUGGAGCUGCUCAGCUGCGGCAUGGAGCCCGAGUUCAUAAAGCUUGCGCGCAGCUUCCAGGAGUUCCAGGUGCGCUCGCGAAACAUGGGGCAGCUGCUCGCUGCCAGGGAGGAGCAGCUGGCCCAGGCUGAGGCGGAGCAGAAAGCGCUCGAAGUGAAGCUGAAGCACGCGCGCAACCAGGUGGACGUGGAGCUCAGGAGGAGGCACAAGGUGGAGGCCGAGUGCGAGAAGCUGGAGAGUCAAAUGCAGCUGGUGAGGGAGGUGCUGAUGCAGGACUUCAGCCAAAGCCGUCUGCUCUUGAACGAGGAGCAGAGAACCGCACUGGCCUUCCUUGGUGGAUGCGGCCCGACUUCCACCACUCGCAAGUCGCAUGGCAGGAUGUCCGCAAUCAGGGAGUCGGUGCUGUCUACAUCCAUGCUUUCCGAAAUCAGUUAUGAUCACACAGACGAUGACUGGGAUGCUGACACUACACAGAGGGUUGAGCAACGGGCAACGAGAAGAGAAAGGCGGAGGUCUCUCGGGGUCGGGCAUCCAGAAGUGUGGACCAUGCAGCCCAAAAGGUCCUGCGUGCCUGGAGAGAUGCCCACAGCAAAGGCAUUCAGUGACAAGAUAAUUUACCAGGGUGAGGGUGAGGAGAUGGAUCUGAACCUGACGGGGCUCGUGCUGGACACUGACAGGAUCCGAGCUGACCCCACGCAGCUCAACUUGAGCGUGGAGAUGCUGUCCAGGCGCCGGACGAGCCGCGGCAGACGCCUCUCCGCUCUCAUUGAGCAAUCCACCAUGGAGAACUGUGGAGGGGAAACCUUGCAGGGUACUGUGUCCACGCUGUCCAUGAAGAGCAGCCCCCCUUUUGGCACGGAGUUGGAACGACAGCACUCCUUUGUCCCCAAAACGGUCAUAAAGCCAGAGUCGUGUGUGCCGUGCGGGAAGAGGAUCAAGUUCGGCAAGUUGGCACACAAGUGCCGCGACUGCCGCAUGGUGGCGCAUGUGGAGUGCAAGGAGCGCUGCCCACUCCCCUGCGUGUCACGCCCGCUGGCAUCGGCAUCCGCCCACCCCAGAGAGGGGACCGUUGCAGACUUCUCGCCACCAACUGCGCCCAUGAUCCCAUCCUUGGUGAUACACUGCGUGGAUGAGAUUGAGAGGAGAGGGAUGAAGGAGGUGGGCCUGUACCGCGUACCGGGUAGCGACCGUGAUGUGAAGGAGCUGAAGGAGCGCUGGCUGCGAGGGAAGGGCCUCCCCGCGCUGGCGCGUGUGGAUGACGUGCAUGUGGUGUGCGGCCUCCUCAAGGACUUCCUCCGCAGCCUCAAGGAGCCGCUGCUCACGCACCGUCUGCACCACACCUUCCUCGAGGCCAUUGCAAUUUCAGACGAGGACAACCGCGCGGCAGCAAUGUACGGAGCCAUCGGGCUACUCCCACAGCCGAACCGUGACACCCUGGCCUACCUGAUGCUGCACCUGCAGAGAGUGGCGGAGAGCACGGAGUGCAAAAUGAAUCAGUCCAACUUGUCCCGGGUGUUUGGACCGACGCUCGUGGGCCAUGCCACUGCCAACCCCGAGCCCAUGGUCAUCAUCAGAGACACGCGGCAGCAGCCCAUGGUGGUGGACCACUUAAUGUCGCUCCCGGCCGAAUUUUGGCAGCGUUGGGUAACAUUCACAACAUUUGUGGACAAAGAAAACAACGACAGCUCAACGGCAGCCGUCAUCUCCAAUGUCUACGCCAGUGUCUGCACGCCCCCGUUGAGAAGCCACUUCGGAGGCAACUUGCUUGGCCCCCUGGUAAUACCGGAUACACCAAAGAUUUCGCCCCAGACCAAUCGCAUGCACCUGAGCAAGAUCCCGAUCAACACGAUGAAUUCUGGAAAGAAUAGGCCGAUGCCUUCGGGGAGGAAGAUCGGAAACUACUGGUCUUCUCCAUCCCUCACUUAAACUCUUCAGUCCCGGUGCACAUCCGUUAACGAAUUCCACGGAUGGACCUUGGCCUGGGACUUUUAUGAUUGAAAAAUUAUGGAUGCAGCUUCUGUUUGUGCUGCCAUCAAAAUGAACAGCAAAUAAAUAACAAUACUGAUUAGCAGAGGUGGGACAAAGUCAUUGUUAUGCAAGUCCAAGUCGAGUCUGAAGUCAUCAAAUUCAUGACUCGAGUCUGACUCGAGUCCAAGUCACAUGACUCGAGUCCACACCUCAGCUGAUUAGUGCAUACGGGAUCCCCAAUGGUGUUUUCCCUUUUCGUCACUCAAAACAUGUGUGCUUAAUGCCACUUGUGGUUCCUCGGCUGUGAUGCAUACAAUAAUGUGUGUGUGUGUGUGCUGCCAUUGUAUACGACCAGAUUGUGUGCUACAAUGUACAGUGUCACGGUCAAGCCGAGAUGUAUGUAGUUCCUGCUCAUUGUGUGCAUCAAUCACGGUGUGCACGGUGUAGCACUGUAGCAAGUGCACAUGUUGAUUUGCUGCCAAUUAUCACGUGUUGGUGUGUGCGGUGUACAGUUUGUAUUAGACGUGUGUGUUGAAGUGCUGUAGCAAGAGAGGGCACACUUUAAAAGUUGAACUUUUUCAUAUCACGUUUUUUCUUGCACAUAUAACAACUUGGAACAGUUUGUAGGUCAAUGUAUUUAUUGCAUUAAUAAUGAAGUGUGGCUGUUUCAACCAGCUCUAUUUUUAGCACGUCGCAAAGUAUUGCCCCGAUCGCGUACUCAAGUGUUUGGUAUCAUCCAUCUGUUAUUAAAGCACUCCGUACCCAGCGCAGGCAGAGGUGCAUCAGUUCGUGUUUUAAAAUUAAUGCACACAAAGCAGCACAUGGGAGUGUUAGUCUGUGACCCUGAAUUCCUAGACAUGUAGCCUGUGAAAGGUAUUUUCUGUGUUCUGUUUGACCGUAGUCUGUAUUGUUUACACAAAUACUAAUACUUAAUUAUACUUGAAAAUG